This is a messenger RNA of Pan troglodytes (chimpanzee), 4317 nucleotides long. It is a transcript of the gene ATF7IP2, whose product is annotated as activating transcription factor 7 interacting protein 2. The transcript has 18 exons. Lineage: Eukaryota; Metazoa; Chordata; Mammalia; Primates; Hominidae. Gene Ontology annotation, cellular component: nucleus; transcription regulator complex. The coding region runs from base 915 to 2936 and encodes 673 amino acids. Gene Ontology annotation, molecular function: transcription coregulator activity; protein binding. The record is from RefSeq and is a predicted model, not a curated record. Gene Ontology annotation, biological process: regulation of DNA-templated transcription.
GGCGUAGGGAGACCUACUUCAGCAGGUCCUGGCCGGACCACCAUUGUUAACGGCUGCGGUUCCAAGUGGCUGUGGGUAUUGCUGCGGCUGGCGCGGCGUCGCUCUAGCCAGUAAAUGACCUGCGACAUAACUAUUUGCAAAACAAAUGGGGAAGACCAAGAUAAAGAUAAGUUAUAUCACAGGAAAGCAAUUGAAAAUGCAAAAAUGAAGCAUCUGAAUGAAGGACUAAUAACACUGAAUUCAGCUUUUGUGAAUCUUAUCUGCAGAUAUGUACAGACUACAUCCUAAGAUUGACUUCUGCCUCAACAGAAAUACAUGAGCCAGUGCCUUAUUGGAAAUGAUUUGCGUGUUUUAAGAACUGGUGUAUAUAGAGAUUCGCUCUUUGGCUCAGGCUGGAGUGAAGUGGCGCGAUCUCGGCUCACUGCAACCUCCUCCCUCCGGGUUCAAGUGAUUCUCCUGCUUCAGCCUUUGAUGUUUCUGUGGAGAUUAGUGAUUUUCCAGGUUAAUGGAUGUCAGGUGUAAAUCCUGCUACCACUGCAGCUGGCUCUUAACUGUAAGUGCCACCUACUGGCCUGGAGGUCAGCCCACAUAGCUUAUUACAACAUGUGACACAAAUGCACCGGGCUCAGGAGUGUGAGGUAAAUCAGGGAUUUCUUCUUGGUUUGGAUCCACUGCUGGUAGGUGGCUGCAUUCGACAGGUGUUGCUCGUGACAGUUGGGGUCCUCCUCAGUGUCAGUCUCAACAUGGCUGCAACUGGAAUCCUGCUUUUUUUUUUUUUUGAGACACGGUCUCGCUCUGUCACCCAUGCUGGAGUGCAGUGGUGCAAUCACAGAUCACGGCACUGUCUAAUUCCUGGGCUCAAGUGAACCUCCUGCAUCAGCCUCCUGAGUAGCUGAGACCACAGGAUAUGAAAGAUGGCAAGUCCAGAUAGAAGUAAACGGAAGAUAUUAAAAGCCAAAAAGACAAUGCCCCUAAGUUGCCGGAAGCAAGUAGAGAUGCUGAAUAAGUCAAGGAAUGUUGAAGCGCUGAAAACAGCAAUUGGGAGUAAUGUUCCAAGCGGUAAUCAGAGUUUCAGUCCUAGUGUCAUAACUACCAAAUGUAGCCCUUCUGAAAAUGGUGCAUCCUCAUUGGACUCUAAUAAAAAUUCAAUAUCAGAGAAAAGUAAAGUAUUCUCUCAGAAUUGCAUAAAACCAGUAGAAGAAACUGUUCAUUCAGAAACAAAAUUGGAACAAGUUGUUUGUUCGUACCAAAAGCCAAGUAGAACAACAGAAUCCCCCAGCAGAGUCUUCACAGAAGAGGCAAAAGAUUCACUGAACACUUCUGAAAACGAUUCUGAGGAUCAGACAAAUGUAACAAGAUCCCUUUUUGAGCAUGAAGGGGCUUGUAGUUGCUGUCCACCCAGUGUAUUGAGUGGUGUUGUUCAGAUGCCAGAGUCUACAGUAACCAGUACCGUGGGUGAUAAGAAAACUGACCAGAUGGUUUUCCAUUUAGAAACAAACUCCAAUUCAGAAUCACAUGAUAAAAGGCAAAGUGACAACAUUUUAUGUUCAGAAGACUCAGGUUUUGUGCCUGUUGAGAAAACACCUAAUUUGGUGAAUUCAGUCACUUCUAACAACUGUGCUGAUGACAUUUUGAAAACCGAUGAGUGUAGUAGAACCAGUAUUUCAAAUUGUGAAAGUGCAGACUCAACAUGGCAGUCAUCACUUGACACUAAUAACAACAGCCAUUAUCAAAAGAAGAGGAUGUUUUCAGAAAACGAGGAAAAUGUUAAACGCAUGAAAACUUCAGAGCAAAUUAAUGAAAAUAUUUGUGUAAGUUUGGAAAGUCAAACAGCAUUCCUGGAACAGGUCAGACAUUUGAUUCAACAGGAGAUCCAUAGCAUAAAUUAUGAACUAUUUGAUAAGAAACUGAAAGAAUUGAACCAACGCAUUGGGAAGACAGAGUGCAGAAAUAAGCAUGAAGGAAUAGCUGAUAAACUUUUGGCAAAAAUAGCAAAACUUCAAAGACGUAUUAAAACAGUAUUAUUAUUUCAAAGGAAUUGUUUGAAACCAAACAUGUUAUCCAGUAAUGGAGCCUCUAAGGUUGCAAAUUCAGAGGCUAUGAUUUUGGAUAAGAAUCUUGAGUCAGUUAAUAGUCCAAUUGAAAAGCCUUCUGUGAAUUAUGAGCCUUCUAACCCUUCAGAAAAAGGAAGUAAAAAAAUUAAUUUGUCAUCAGAUCAAAAUAAGUCUGUUUCUGAAAGUAACAAUGAUGAUGUUAUGUUGAUUUCUGUGGAAAGUCCUAAUUUGACAACUCCAAUUACAUCAAAUCCAACAGAUACCAGAAAAAUUACAUCAGGAAAUUCUAGCAAUUCUCCCAAUGCUGAAGUUAUGGCUGUACAGAAGAAACUUGAUUCUGUAAUUGAUUUGACAAAAGAAGGCCUGUCCAACUGCAAUACAGAAAGUCCAGUAUCCCCCCUGGAGUCACAUUCGAAAGCUGCUUCAAACUCAAAGGAAACAACCCCAUUGGCACAAAAUGCAGUCCAGGUUCCUGAGUCCUUUGAGCACCUGCCACCUCUCCCAGAACCACCAGCACCACUACCUGAAUUAGUAGACAAAACCCGAGACACACUUCCUCCCCAGAAGCCUGAGCUCAAAGUGAAACGGGUUUUCAGACCCAAUGGCAUUGCCCUGACUUGGAAUAUAACCAAAAUCAAUCCCAAGUGCGCUCCUGUAGAAAGCUACCACCUCUUCCUGUGUCAUGAGAACUCUAAUAAUAAGUUGAUUUGGAAGAAGAUUGGAGAAAUUAAAGCUUUACCACUCCCCAUGGCCUGUACUUUAUCUCAGUUUUUAGCUUCCAACAGAUAUUAUUUUACUGUCCAAUCAAAAGAUAUUUUUGGACGAUAUGGACCAUUCUGUGAUAUAAAAUCUAUCCCUGGGUUUUCUGAAAAUCUUACCUAAAAGGUGUUUAAUAAUGAUAUACUACUUUUUUUUUCAUAUUUGUUUGUUUACAAUGUUACUGUAAUACUAUUUGCCGUUGUAAAAGGCCAGCUCAGAUUGUGAGCCCUUUCUAUUGGGACAGUCCUCUUCUAUAUGUUGUAAGUGGCCAAUAAUUUAAUGAAUUUCUGAUUUGUAUUAAAUACGUCCUUCCAAUGGAUACGUUCUAAAACAUACACUAUCACUGGCCCAUGUUGCUGAGGUGCAUUGUGAACAAUACCUUUGGUGACUGUGGAACUGCUGCUUCUAUCAGAAGACCUAGGAUACAAGCAGCCACUGUUUUCUCCGUUAACAAUCAGCUUUUAGUAACCUGCUGUGGUCAGCAUAGCUACAGGAAAAGUCAGCCCUUGACUGAGGGCCAGAUCAUCCCUGGAGUGCACCUCUACUAAGAUUUUAUGAAAAGAUGACAUGUUGGGCUGCAUGAUAAAAGUUAAUCAUAAAAAUUAAAAGAUGUUUCUUUGAGAUGAAUAUUGCUCUGUGGCCCAGGCUGGAGUACAGUGGCCACUGCAACCUCCGUCUCCCGGGUUCAAGCAAUUCUCCUCUGUCAGCCUCCCAAGUAGCCGGGACUAUAGUCACUUGCCACCAUGCCCGGCUAAUUUAUUUUUAGUAGAGAUGAGGUUUCACCUUGUUGGUCAGGCUGGUCUCAAACUCCUGACCUCAGGGGAUCCACCCGCCUCGGCCUCCCGAAGUGCUGGGAUUGUAGGCGUAAGCCACCAUGCCUGGCCAAAAAUUAAAAGAUUUUAUGAAACGAAAUGGCUUCCCAUUCUAUUCAGCUUCUAAGUGGGCUAUUCAUUUGUGCUCUCCUCUUUUUUGUUUUGUUUUGCACUUUGUCAAUCAUUUGGGGAAAUAGCCUGGAGGUCUUUCCUGAAUCUGUUUGUAGACAUAAUAAAAUUUGUGUGCUGUGUACACAAAAAUAUAAUGUAUCUUAUGAAAGCAUUACCCAACCUGUUUGAGUUGAGAAUGGAUUUGUCCACCUUUGAUUUGAGGCUUUAGUUUGCUGAUUUCCUAAAUGCUACCCUUUGAUCAUUUCCUGGCCACCAUCACAAUACUAAGGGGCUCAGAUGUGUCUUGUGCCCACCUCUUCCUGAGAAGAGAUGGAAGUGGAGCUGUGACUAGUACAAGCAGCCCAAGAAACUCUGAACAGGGCCCAGUGGAGGCAAACUUGAGCAAAUAAUUGGGAUGAUAAGAAACAAAAAUAAUCCCAACUGUUUGAAAGUUCAAAAGAGGGCAUUCUUUUCUGGUACAUGGUGAGAGUUCAGGCUCCAGAGACUCAAAACGGAAUGGUUUUCCUUGGCAUUUUGUAAAUGCUCUCACAUCUGCAGUAAUAAAGCUGUUAUUUUCUGCA